Aquila chrysaetos chrysaetos is the source of this 2602-nucleotide messenger RNA. RefSeq names its product USH1 protein network component harmonin binding protein 1 (gene USHBP1). The transcript is spliced from 14 exons. Lineage: Eukaryota; Metazoa; Chordata; Aves; Accipitriformes; Accipitridae. The record is from RefSeq and is a predicted model, not a curated record. The coding region runs from base 156 to 2405 and encodes 749 amino acids.
GGCAGGAACAAGGACAGGGAAAGGCCCAGGGCAGGGGGCCGGCGGCGUAGCCGGAACGUGCCGGGACGUGCCGGGAGCCCCGGUUGUGGAACCGGGACGAGCCCCGGGAACGGGCGCUGGCUGGCGCGGGGCGUCGUGGGCAGGAGGCGGCCGGGAUGGAGAAGUCCCCGCAGCCCCCGCCAGGCGAGGAGGAGGAUGAAGGCGAGGAUGAGGAUGAUGAGGAGGACAUGGCGGGGGACGCCGACGACAUCCUGUGCUAUGAGGAGCGCAUUGCUGGGCUGCUGACGACGGUGGCCCGGCUGCACCGGAGAGCCGAGCAGCUGCAGCGCCGCAUGGGCAGGGAGGAUGAGGAGGGCUGGGAGGGCACCGCCAGCCUCCCUGCUGCCGACCCACAGCCCCGGCGCAUCGACGGCACGCGCGACGCCGCCGGCAGCCUGGAAGCCCGCGGCCCCGACCUCUUUGCGGACCUGCAGCACGCCGUGAGCUCGCUGGAGCGCGCCGUCUUCUCCCGGCACCGGUGGGCACCGGCGCAGCCUUUGCCCGGCGAGGAGUGGGCGCGGGCAGCCAAGAGCCUGGAGCAGCUGGAUCGGACACCGGGCUGGGCCGGGAGGACGACGUGCCGGGGCCUGGAGGAGGGAGCAGGCGAGGGGCUGCCGGCGGAGGAGGCGGCGGUGGCGGCGGCAUCGGCGAGGAACGCGGCACUGCGGGCAGCCCUGGGGCGCCGGGACGAGGAGCUGAACCGGGUGACCACCUCGCUGCGGGCGCUGCGGGGGGAGCGCGACCGGCUGCAGCAGAAGGUCCAGGACCUGCGGGAUGCUCUGUCCAGGCUGGAGGAGCUGGGGGGCUCCGGCAGCGACGGCCCUGCGCUCGGCAGCCCCCCAGGGCAGGAGGACCCCCGGCUGCCCCAGGACUUGCCCCAGUGCGGCGAUGGCGUUCAGCCCCACGGUGUGCCGCCCCACAGCCCCCUCUCCCCCCAACCCUCGGAGGGUCCCAGCCGGGAGCAGGAGGAGCGGGUGCAGCAGCUGCAGGGGUCCCUGGGGAGGCUGCAGGAGGUGAACCGGCAGCUGGCGGCCGCGCUGCAGGAGUGCAAGAGCGAUGCGGAGCGGCUCAGCAUGGUGCUGGGCCAGCACGAGUCCCGCAGCACCGCCCUGCGCCUGGCCCUGCGCUGCAGCGAGCGCUGCGGGGGGGCCUACGCCGCCCUCCUCGACCUGAUGCGGGCAAAGCUGGGCAGGGAGGAGGAUGGUGCCCGUGGCGGAGCCGGAGGGGAGCAGAGCCCGGGACACGGAUGGGGGUCCAGCCCCACGCCGACGGAGGGGCCGCAGUUCCCUGGCCGAGCAGAGCCAGAUGGCCAGGAGGAGAGCGGAGAGAGCGGCUCCCCCAGGCUGCAGAGCAUCCCGGCACCCCACGGGAUGGAGGAGGGGGCCCUGCGUGAGCACAUCCGUCGGCUGCGUGCGGAGCAGGCGGCCGUGGAAGCGUCCCUGCACGACGCCCCGGGACCCACCAGCACCCACCGCAGCGAGGACGCCCGAGCCCGGGCUGAGCGGGUGCUGCGGGAAGCCAGGGCUCUCCUGCCCGGCUGGAGGCGACCAGAGAAAGCGGAGCUGUUGCAGGAUUUGGCGACGCUCAAGGAGGCCAUGGCUGACCUGAAGACUCAGCUACAGCUGGCGGAGAGGGAGAAGCGGGGCCUGGAGGUGCUGGUGGCCGGGCAGGGGCCGCGGGAGGCUGCGCUGCGCCUGGUGCUCCAGCACCUGGAGCAGGAGCGGGACAAGGGGCCUAGCCACCCCCCCAGCCCCCCCAGCAGCUCCAGCAGCAGCGAGGAGGAUGCCCAAACUGGCCGGGUGGGAGCGGCUGCUCCCCGGCACCCUCCGGACCCAGAGAGGAUGGGGGAAGAACUGCUCCGCACCCUGGCCCGGGUGGAGGAGCUGCGCACCCGAGCACAGGCACUGGUGCUGUCCCUGGAGCAGAGCAGCGCCGUCAGCCGCGCGCAGCAGGCGCAGUGCGUCACCGUCACCGCAGACUUCUUCCACGCUCACAGGUGGGCAGGAGGCACCCGCUUCUCCGCUGGGCAGGCGUUGGGUGCCUUCCUGCAUGACCUGGUUGCACAUCCACCCCUGCUUGCCCCAGAUGCACGGUCCCUUCCUGCACACCCCAAAGCUACGGUCCCUUCUUGCACACCCCCAAUGUGUGGUCCCUAUCCGCACACCCCAAAAUUGCAGUCCCUUCCUGCAUACCCCAAAAGCUUGGUCCCUUCUUGCACACCCCAAAACUGUGGUCACAUCUUGCACGCCCCUGAUGCGCGGUCCCUUCUUGCACGCCCCAAAACCGUGGUCACAUCUUGCACGCCCCUGAUGUGCAGUCCCUUCUUGCACGCCCCAAAACCGUGGUCACACCUUGCACGCCCCUGAUGCGCGGUCCCUUCUUGCACGCCCCAAAACCGUGGUCACAUCUUGCACGCCCCUGAUGUGCGGUCCCUUCUUGCACACCCCAAAACCGUGGUCACACCUUGCACGCCCCUGAUGCGCGGUCCCUUCUUGCACGCCCCAAAACCGUGGUCACACCUUGCACGCCCCUGAUGCGCGGUCCCUUCUUGCACGCCCCAAAA